UAGGAUAGUUCACCUGAAAGUGAAAAUUCUGUGAUCAUUUACUUCUGUGGAACACAAAAGAACAGAUUUUGAAAACUGUCCAAUUUUUAUUUAUUUUUUUGGUUCAAUCUAAGAAUGUUGUUUUGAAUCCCUCUGACUUUUAUUGUAUGGACAACAGUUGAGAUAUUCUUCAGAAUGACAUAAAGUGGAGUAAAUUAUGACAAUUUUCAUUUUUGAGUGAACUAUUCCUUGCCAGUUUUCUGCAUGUGCUCUGUCAUGCGACAGAUUUCACAUUUCAGUGCUCGCACCAAUAUGAUGACUGAGUGUUCAAGACUACAGCAUAAGAGCAAUGAUCUGUUACCUGUUAACUAAGAUUCUGAGCCAAUGUCCAAAAUAGAUAAACAAUGUUCUUAAAAGAUCCUUCAGGCAUAGAUGAGUGGACCUUUGUCAGACAAGUGUCUAAAUUCUUAAGCCACUAUACAAAAACAGUGCAGUUCUGGCCAGAUGAGACAUUACGGCAUUCUAGAUCUUUGGAAGAGCACAUCGGAAAGUAGGAAUCAAGGGACAAAUCCUCUUGCUGGGCCAAGUGAUGUACUACCUGCUGGUGUUUGUAGUACCAUCACAAACAGCAACCAGAAUCCCGGUGAUGUCCCUGUGAAUGUUGUCUCUUUGAUGCCCGGCCAAGCACCGAGCUCUUCAAACACUCGGGUGUCAGAUGGGGACAAAGCUGGUGCCAUGCUCCUGUUCUCCGGGCUCUUCUUGGGCCUGGUUGGCAUGACAUUCACGGCUAUGGGGUGGACAAAAUACAAUUCCAGCCACAGCUAUGAUUGGACACAGCUUCUGGGGCCCAUUCUGCUAUCAGUAGGAGGUACAUUUGUGCUGAUAAGCAUCUGCAAGUUCCGAAUGCUGUCCUGCCUGAUCUGCAAGCAGAAUGAUGGAGAGAGAACACCUGAAACGGACCCUCUGCCGCCACUUUCAGGACCAUCGUUCAUCUUCACUAGAUUCAACCAGCCCAUUACUUUACACAGGGCCACGGUGGUCCAGUACAUCCCACCCCCGUACACCUCUGUAGUACCAGACCAAAGUCUGGGUCCUGUUAAUGGUUUGCAUUCAAAUCACCAGCCAUUAGCAGUCACAGUGAACACGCCGCCACAGUAUUACAACAUGCAUCCAGUGGAAAACCCUGGUUUUAAUUCUGGUGAACAUGAAGACGCUACAGCAGAGCAAAGGGAAAACAGGAAUCGCAGUGUCUCAGAGGAAGAAGAAAAGGAGGAAGCGAGUACAGGAGACAGCACCUCCUCUCCACCUGCUUACAAGGACCUCUUCCACUCCUGAUCAAUGAAAUACAUUUUACUAAGAACUUUACAAAUAAAGUUCAUUUGUUUUCUUAAGGUAUCCAUUAGCGUAUUUGUGAUACGUAAUUUUGCUAAAGGCUGAGAGAAUAUUAAAUAAGUUUUCAUAUUUGAAAAAUAUAAGACAUUUUACUAAGGAGACUGGGAGAAUAUUAAAUAAGGUUCCGUAUUUGACAAAUACAAGCUAGUACGGUUUACUUUAGUUUCGAUGUUUAAAGAUUCUUUUACACGUUACAAACAAUGUGUGCUGUCCUACUCAUUAUAUUUUUCUCAGCUCUCUCGUGUCCUCUUGGGCUCCUGAGAACUUCGUGGCACACGUGAGCGUCCGGUGAGGGCCACAUGGGGGCAGAAAGAGUGAGGAAGUCCGAUAAAAUUCCUAAUUCGCCAACACUGGGGAAGGUGGUGUGUUUUAUGCGUGUUCGUUUUAAUAACUGAAAGUUUGACAAAUAAAAAUCAUGUUAAUCAUGUUGUAGUGCAACAGCAGCAUAGCAAGUAACCAGUGUGUGUUAACAUAGUUUAUCCUUUUACGUGAGCAAGGCGGUCUGUAGUGGAAGGAUGUUCAGUUUGACUAAAUUGAGACGUGCUCUAUGCAUCUUUUUGUAGAAUCUUUAACAGAAACAUUUCAUGUCUGUCGUUUUAGGAAAUGUGAGACUAUAUAUUUGUUUUUACAUGUUUAUGGGUCGAUCUUUUUAUCGAUUUAAAAUAUAAAAUCUUAUAUACUAUCAGUCUAAACUUAACAAAAAUACCUUACAAAACAUUGAUUUUAUUAUUCUAAAUCAACACAGCGAUUGAGCAAUUACAAGUAAUGUUCGAUCAGUGUGACCCAAAAGAGAAAUAAAUCGUUAAAGCUUGCUGUAUUAUUUACAUCAAUACCUAAACAUAUUUUUUUUAAUUCUUGAAUUUUUUUUAUUAUUAUUUAAUUAUUUAAAUCAUUUUAAACUGGGUGAUGUUUUGUUAUUUUUAUAGAAAUACAUGAAAAAUGUGUGUGUGUGUGUGAUUGUGUGCGUGCUACAAUGUGUAUAGGCUACUGUAUCCAACAGAAGUGCAUAAUAAAGUACAAAGUUUUUUUAACAUGAUGAAAAGCUUGUUUGGAUGUUUUCUCAAUUUAAAUUAAACAGGAAAACCUGCUUAUUCAUAUGAUAUCAAAGCUACCAUUUAAAACAAAAAAAUAUAAUUCAAAUCCCCUUUAUAUAUUUUU
Molecule: messenger RNA, 2529 nt
Organism: Onychostoma macrolepis
Lineage: Eukaryota; Metazoa; Chordata; Actinopteri; Cypriniformes; Cyprinidae
Gene: tmem174
Product: transmembrane protein 174
Exons: 2
Coding region: 484-1314 (276 amino acids)
Source: RefSeq, a predicted model, not a curated record